UUAAAUAUUUUAGAACGCCGCCGAUUGGAGGUAAAUCGGAAUGAGACAGUUAGCCGUCACGCGCUGUCGGCAACGCACGUGCGGUAGAAGCGCCAUGUUCCGCGCGGUCACAGACAGUUGGAAGCGGUAUUGGUGGGGAACAGGCAUACUACCAGACAGAAGCAAUCGAGUCGAGGACAUUUAUCUGCGGUUUUAUAACGGGAAUACGGCCGAAGAUUAUGUCGAUUUCCCGCUGUCUCAGGCGCGUCGGCUUUUUGAAAUCAAAGGUUUCGACAAAAAUAACUCCACAGUAUUAUACAUUCAUGGCUUUAUCGAGACAGCUCAACAAGAAAGCGUUCAGGUGAUGGUCAGCGCGUAUUUAGAAGCUAGGCCCGGAACUAACAUAGUGCUCCUAGAUUGGUCUAACAUGUCACACGGCUCAUAUCUAGUCAAUGCUGUUCGGAAUUCCAAAAAGGUAGGGUUGGCAGCAGCGGAACAACUGAACUCGUUGUUAGAAGGCGGCCUGCUAUUGGAUAGACUGCACGUGAUUGGUCACUCUCUCGGAAGCCACGUGGCCGGCUAUGCGGCGAGGGAACUUCGGGCCAAAUAUAGCAAAACCAUUAAGAGAUUGACAGCCCUGGACCCAGCAUUCCCCGCGUUUUAUCCCGAUGGCAUAGUGAUGGAGCACAUCAACGCGAAAGACGCGGAGUUCGUGGACGUGAUACACACGGACGCGGGCGGGUACGGCGCGCCCGUGCGCACGGGCACUGCCGACUUCUGGCCUAAUGGGGGGAAGAGCGUGCAACCUGGGUGUCCCAGGUUCGCGCCUAUACCGCUCUCCGAAGAUAUUUCCAGCCUAACGAACUUGACCGAAAUAACGGCUUCUUCCAUAUUUCCCAAGAGGUCAUCGGCUGAGAAGAAACUUCGAAUGAAGGAAAAGAAACAAAACAAUCUCUGCAGCCACUGGAGAUCGUGGCGUUUCUUCGCGGAGUCUGUACGGAACCCUGAAGCGUUCCCAGCUUCCCCUGCUUCAUCUUACCAGAAAUUUAGGGAAAACCCCACGCCAGAAGUUGGGAUGGUCUAUAUGGGAUUCAACUGUGAUACUAGCGCCCAAGGAUCUUACUAUAUGACGACGAACGGACAAAGCCCGUUUGGAAAAGGUAUGGAGGGACUUUAUUCGAAGGGAAAGAAGCAUUCGUUGAAGAACUCAAAGUAAAGAGCCCUGAUUACAAUUACAAUUUGAUAACUAAGUUAUUAGCCCUCUUAUUCAUAAAAAAUUACAUAUUUUAGUUAAAAGGCUUAGUUAUGUGUUUUGUCCCAAUUUAACUUUAAAUACUUAUGCUUGCAUGUUUUUCGGAAAAACUCGGGAUAAAUAUUGAUUUUAAUAUUAAUUUGUCAAUGUCAAAUAAUAAGAAUUUUUAGGGGUGCAUAUGUAAUUAGUUGAAUUAGCACUCUGCAGGUUCAAUAUUUGAUAUGGUGAUCAAAAUCUAAAACAUUCAAAAGUCAUUUAGAAAAAUCAUUUAAUUCAAAAAUAGCGACGCCCAUACUGGAUCAAUUUCCGAUCCAGUUAAGCAAGUGUGCAACUGACAUUGAAAAAAUUAGACAAAGGAUAUUUUAACUGACACAGGCUAUCAACUUUUUUAUGAAUAAGAGUGUUUUUGCACUUGGCAGCUGUUUCGGACAGUUUUUACAGGUUUUUAUAGGAUCUGUUUGAUACAUUGUAAGUUUUGAAAUUGUUUAAAAUACCUAUAUCGAUUUUUGUUACUGUAGAUGCGUACAACUAACGUGAUUAUAUACCUGUCACAAGCAAAUUGAAGACGAUGACGAUGGUAUAAUAUAUUAUGUAUGUAUCUACGUAAUAAAGCGAAUAGCGUAAUGACGUCAAUCGCUCGUUGUGUCACAAAAAAAUAAUUAUCUACAAGGACAGCGAGCUCGAAAUUUCGCAUUUGGUAAUGUAUUCAAAUUGUCUUCAGAUCUGCACGAUUUUUUUAUAGUUAUCUAAAAAACUCGAUCUUUGAGAUUGGUCCAUAUGUAUUUAUUAAAAUACAAAAUACAUAUCGAGAAACUGCCAAGCGUUAUAUAGGAGAUAAAGGGUGAGUUGGACCAGUCAACUUUGACUUUAACCUGUGCGCCACUGCCGUUUAGACAUGUGUACCUCACACAAGUACCUUAAGUAAUUAAUCUGUUUUAUUGUGUUGUCCAAAAGCUUUAGAUGUUUCAUCACAAAGUGAUGAAAACUGUAGGUUCUCAAUGUAUAGGUCCUACAUGUAUUAAAUAAUUUGUACUUAAUUACAUCAUUUAUUUAUUCAUAUUUAUGUUAUUGUAUGAUGUAUCUCACUAAGUAUACAGGCACAAUUUGGUAGACAUUCCUAUUAGUUCCCCUAAAACUUAUUAUCUAAAUAUCAGUUGUGUUUUUAAUUUUUUUUUCUUGCUUGAUCAGUAAAGGAUCAGACAUUAAUGGAGAAAUUGUACAUAACGGACCAAAUUGGAAUUACACUAAAUGGCUAUGACAUGUUGUGGGGGUCGCUCAUUUGCGUUGUCAUGGUAAAUUCUUGCCACUAGUAUUUAUAUAUUUAUGUACCUAAUCGUAUAUUUCAUGAUGGCUAUCAGUAAAUAUUGUAAAUAAUAACUACAUGUCUAAUAUAAAUAACUGAGUCAAGAUAAUGUUUUUAAAAUCUGUCAAUUUAAUAUGAGCCUAUUUAAUGUUACACCACUGCGUUCAAUCAAUACUUCAGAUUUUUUUAAAACAUAAUUGUAGAAUCUGGAAAUGUCAGACGAGUUUAAACCGCCAGAUUCUGUGAAUGCCAAAUUGUACUGAUAAUAACAACAAUAUAACUUUAUUGGAAUCUGGCAUUUAUAGAAUCUGACAUUUCUGAGUAGGACAUUCGCACUCAUCCCAAAAAUGUUCUUUUCUCUCUGCAUCAUCUUUUGAUUGGCUGAUAAAAAAAGCCUCAGGCUUAAGUCCGCCUUGUACAGUCAACAGCACAGCAAGUUACCCUGCAUCAACCUCUAUGACGCUGUAAUAGCAGCUUACAUUGAAUUUGGGUAGGUUGUUGUGCUGUUGAAUGUAUCUACAUGUUAUUGUAAUAAAGUUAAAUAAAAAAUAAAAAAAUUAAGUAAUUUCUAUGAGGGCGAGGGUUGCAAAUAAUAAUUUAUUAUAACCUUUUCUUAUACAUUUAAUAGUGUUCAAUUAGUACUUAAGGUGUAGAAAAAACUGGGUGUAAAAUAUUUUCAAUUUUACCUAAUUUUGUACCUUUUAAUUUUGUAGAAAUACCAUAGAAAAAUAAAUUAUACUUAAUACAUGCCAAUUUCAUGGUAAAUAGCUACGAGAUUGUAAUUUUUUCAACUCUAGAUAUAGUAGAAAAAAUUAAGAAAAAUAGUCAAACAUGUUCAUUGUUCAAUAAUUUGGGCCUAAUUUCUCAACCAACAUUGCGAAAACAAAAUAAAUUUAAUUGUGUUAAAAUAUUGGUGAAGUAGAUAACGCGUGAAGAUGAAUGAAUCUUCAUCACACAAUCAAAUAGUCGUGCAAUAUUAUUGAAUAUACAGAACGGAGAGUAACAUUUAGUCCCGCAAAAACUGCUUCUGCGCAAAAUUACGGACAAAAACUAGUGGAACAUAUUGAAUAUAAAAUGGUUAGGUAGCAUGAUAGUCGUAUAAUAAGCAGAUGUGAUUUCUUUGUGUAUUGUACCUAUGGUUCACAUUUCUAUGGCCUACUACUUGGAAAAUAGUAAAAUAUCAAAAAUAAUAUCAACACUCCAUAUAUUUAGGUAGGUUUAGUGGACUAUUAAUUUAAAAUCACAGUAAUAAUAUUAUAGUUGGUAUAUAUUUUAAAAUACGAUUCAAAUGAAUGUGAAUGAUAAUCACGAUAAAAAUAUGUCUAUAAUAUGCAUUCACAACUUAUACGUUUUAUAUUUUUUGAAAUUUCAUAAUCACAAUAUAGAUAGUGUAGCCGUGAACAUUAUAUGUAUUGAUGUAAUAUAGUUAGAUAUUUAUAAAUGUACCAUAAAUUAUAUAACUUUUACAAAAAAUGUUGGUGGAAAUUAUAAUGUAUGAAAUAAAAUAGUGAACAAUU
This is a messenger RNA of Plodia interpunctella (Indianmeal moth), 4051 nucleotides long. RefSeq names its product inactive pancreatic lipase-related protein 1-like. Gene Ontology annotation, molecular function: lipase activity. The record is from RefSeq and is a predicted model, not a curated record. Bases 41 to 1195 code for a protein of 384 amino acids. The transcript has 9 exons. Lineage: Eukaryota; Metazoa; Arthropoda; Insecta; Lepidoptera; Pyralidae. Gene Ontology annotation, biological process: lipid catabolic process.